AUGCUACACGGUCCAGGCUCUGUGACGCCGGGGGACAAGGCCAUAUGUGACGCCAGAGAGUUAGAUCUCAACAGGUUAGAUGGGGACACAGCUGUCUGCCCUCCCAUGAGAAAUGGACAAGAUGACCUUCCAGGGUUUGAUCUGAUCACCCAGUUCCAGUUGGACGUUAUUCCUCUGAAGGGGGUGAGGAAGGUGGAGGGCUCCACUCCUCUCCAGGUGGCGUACCGCCUCGAUAAGGAGGCCAACUUCCAGAUUCCUACCAGGCUCAACUUUCCCCGGGGUUUCCCUGACGAGUACUCCGUCAUGGUCACGUUCCGUAUGAUCAAGAACACGGUGAACAAGGUGUGGAACGUGUGGCAGGUAGUGGACGAGGACGGCCGGAAGCAGGCAGGGCUCAGGCUAAAUGGAGACCAGCAAGCGCUGGAGUACUUCCUGAUGGGCCAGGAUGGCAACCUGCAGACCGUCACCUUCCCAGGGCUCUCUGUGUUGUUCAACACCAAGUGGCACAAGAUGAUGAUUGGAGUGGAGAGAGACCAGGUCACCCUGUAUGUGGACUGUCAGCCCGUGGACAAGAAGCCUAUCAAGGGCAAAGGCCCCGUCAACACAGAGGGAGAUACACUUAUUGGGAGGCUGGAUGUUGAUGCUGAUGCUUCUGUUGUGUUUGAACUCCAGUGGAUGCUGAUCCAUUGCGACCCAAAGAGAGCCAAUAGAGAGAACUGCCAGGAGCUGCCUGCCAUAGAGAUGUAUGCCAAUGCUGAGCCUGACCCCAAGCCUGUCCCUGUCCCUGGCCCUCCCGGUUCCACUGGCCCUGAGGGGCCCCGGGGGCCACACGGAGAGGACGGCAGAGACGGGAGAGAUGGCCUUCCAGGUUCACCUGGCAGUGCUGGCACUACUGGGGCCAAAGGUGACCAGGGGGAGAUCGGUUUGCCUGGACAGAGAGGCCUGCCUGGCUUACCAGGAGCUUCUGGAGUGCCUGGUUCAAUGGGCCCAAGAGGACCUGUGGGUGAGAGAGGACUUCAAGGUUUUCCUGGACCAGCAGGCUCUCCCGGCCCUGAGACAGCUGGACCUCCCGGCCCACCUGGGAAAGCAGGAACUCCAGGAGACGAGGGGAACAUUGGGCCUGAGGGUCCCCCUGGGCCUAGAGGGGGUCUGGGUCUCCCUGGUCCCGCUGGUCUACCAGGACCACCUGGACCUGUGGGACCACCUGGGGCUGGAAAAGCUGAGGGGAGUGGGGAUGAUUGCCCUGCUGCCUGUCCAGCUGGACCACAGGGAAACCCAGGGUUGUCAGGGAUGAAGGGACAUAAGGGAUUACCAGGUGAUAAUGGAGCUGCAGGGGAAGCUGGACAAAAGGGUGAGCCAGGACCAUCUGGGGUGCAGGGCCUAACAGGCAAGAUGGGAGAUGAUGGACAAAGAGGUACUAUUGGUUUUCCUGGUAGUCCUGGAGAUAAGGGGGACAGGGGUCCCCCUGGUUUCAACGGCAUCCCAGGACCCACCGGACCACCGGGUUCUCCUGGUAUGGAGGGCAUUCGUGGACGUCAGGGUCUGGAGGGAGAAAAAGGCGAUGAUGGAGCCAUCGGUCCUCAGGGAGAUCAGGGUCCUGUUGGUGCAAAGGGAGACACUGGUACUCCUGGGGCAGAUGGCAUGGAUGGACUCCCUGGAGUGGAUGGAGCUAAGGGAGAAGCUGGCGUUCCUGGGACUGUAGGAAUCAGGGGUGUCGUCGGAAUUCCAGGCUUCCCAGGAGAGCAGGGGCUGGUUGGAGCUGGAGGCGCCAAGGGUGACACAGGAGCUGACGGACCAGUAGGACCAAUCGGAGUUCCUGGGAAAACAGGGGCAACUGGAACAGCAGGAGAAGAUGGGAAACCAGGAGACAAAGGAACUACUGGCGAGACAGGAAAGCAGGGACCAGUGGGGGUCACAGGUGAUACAGGCAUGCAGGGUGACAAAGGGGACAAAGGUGACACUGGUGAAAAGGGACUGAAGGGUCACACUGGAUACAAGGGAGACCAAGGCUCUAUUGGUCCCAAUGGCCCAAAGGGAAGUGAAGGUGAUCCAGGUCUUACAGGCAAUUCUGGAGUCAAGGGAGACCAGGGUCCUUCUGGUGUUCCUGGAAUCAAAGGAGAGGUUGGAGAGAAGGGCAUGAGGGGAUAUACCGGGGAAAAUGGUAGACCAGGGCAGCCGGGUCAUGAGGGUUUGACCGGUCCCCAGGGAUCCAAUGGACUGGAGGGAGAGAGAGGGUUACAUGGAUCACCUGGCCCUAGAGGCCUACCUGGUCCUAAAAUGAAUGAUAUCAAACUUCGCGAACUAUGCUCAGCAAUUGUUGAAGAACACUUAGCAGAGUUUAAGAAAGAGGUCCUAAAGAAUCCAGCAGCGAUCGGGGCCCCUGGCAUGGCAGGACUGCGGGGCCCCGCAGGUCCACCGGGCCCAGCAGGGACUGCAGGAGAGGCCGGUCCCAGAGGACCGAUGGGAAUGAAGGGACCACCUGGAUACUUUGGGUUACCAGGCACACCUGGAAAACAAGGUGACGCUGGUUUAAAGGGAGAUACAGGACAUAAGGGAGAAAACGGAGUGGGAAUCCCAGGAAGUCCAGGCGAGCCAGGCCCACAAGGUGUGGCUGGCGUCCCUGGCAUCGGGAAGGACGGUAAAGAUGGAGCUCCCGGUAAAGACGGUGUUAAUGGUAGCCCAGGUGCCUCUGGUUCCAGGGGAGCUACAGGAGCCCCAGGCUAUUGUGACCCCUCAAACUGUAUAGGCAGACCCCCACCUCUCUACAUGAUGAGUGGGGGGAAGAAAUCCUUCAGCUAUAGCAAGGGGCCGUGAGGAACACAAGCAGAAGCUCAGAACACAUUGCAUCUCUAGCAGCAGCAAGACAUGGCGUGACGUACCCAGUUCAGGAGUGGUAAUACAUGGGAGUCUUCACAUGUCUCCCUCAUCGCACCGCAGAGCCAAAGAGAAACAGAGACAAGGCAAAUGUAAUUUAGAAUACUGUAUAGAUAUUUUUCUAGCUUUUCAUCUUUUAGAGUGAUGCGUCGUUUUUUUGUGGAGAGAGCUUAUCUGAUGUUAUGCAUUCUAAGACAGCUGCUAUUGAUUUUAAGCUAGCCUUUAAACUGAUCGGUGGCCCAUCAUGGCCCAAGUGCUGUCCCAAAGAAAAAUUACACAAACUUAUAAAAUGACAAUUUUGUUACAUUCAUGUUGUUCCAUUCAUACCCACAGAUUCAGAUAGAAAAACAGGGCAAUGUGUUGGUUUUCAACCAACACAAAGGUAAAUACUGUAUGUAUUUUACUUCUAUUCAUGUACUGUUUAAUUCAAUUCAUUGUUUAAAUAAAUUCAUUCAAAAAUGUCCUCACCAGCACCAUGUACAGUACGAAGUUCAGCCUUUCACAAAUAACAAAACCUCAAACUGCGCUUUGGAAUCAUUCAUUUUCAAUAUUGAUCAAUGAACCAAUAAAUAACGGCAAAAGUCCACUACCAUGAUGAGCCAUAGACAGAUAUUGGUAGUUCAUGUUUUCAUUCAGUCACUUGAACAUAGGAUAAUCUAUGUUAUACAGAAGUUGUACAGUACGAGUACACAUGUUUUUCCUUGUUAUUGUUUUUUAUAACAAUGUAAUAAACUGUUUUGUUUGGGAAAUAGUG
This is a messenger RNA of Oncorhynchus keta (chum salmon), 3628 nucleotides long. Its product is annotated as collagen alpha-1(IX) chain-like. The record is from RefSeq and is a predicted model, not a curated record. The coding region runs from base 1 to 2814 and encodes 937 amino acids. NCBI's taxonomy places the organism in Eukaryota, Metazoa, Chordata, Actinopteri, Salmoniformes, Salmonidae. The transcript is spliced from 37 exons.